GUUUUUUUUUCAACUCUUUCAGGUUGUGACUGGAAGCAUCAGUGAUUUUCAAGUUGGUCUCCGAUGGAUUCUCUGUGUCCGGAUAUUUCCAGUAGUAGUAUUAUUUGAAAAUAUUGUACUGGUGCAAUACGCGAUCAUAUAAAUUAUGUCGGCCUUGAAUGUCGCCGCGCAAUUCAGUGACGAUGAAUGUUCUGCGGACGAAGACAAGGCGGAUUCAGUUGAUGAUGAAUCUUGUCCGGAUAAAGCUCCUUGGACAGCUAGAGCCACCUUUAUUUUGCUGGGAUCAUUGGGAUUUUUCAACGUAUACGCCAUGCGCGUAAACCUCAGUAUCGCGAUCAUGUCGAUGGUCAAAAGUGGCGGCAGCAGUGGGAAUUUCACGCCAGUUUGUGGACACCGUAGUAAGGCCAGCGCAUUUGUUUCGAUGGAAAGUGAUGGAGAAUUCGAUUGGGAUGAAGCUACGCAAGGAUUGGUCUUGGGCUCUUUCUUCUGGGGUUACAUAAUUACUCAAAUUCCGGGAGGUGUGCUUGCGAAGCAUUUCGGUGCGAAGUGGUUGCUUGGCCUCGGAUGUUUGUUCACUGCCAUCUUCACCUUGAUGACUCCUAUCGCUGCUAGAUAUUCUGUUUAUGCCCUGAUGGCGGUUCGAGUCAUGGAAGGAAUUGGAGAGGGUGUCACCUUUCCUGCGAUGCAUGCCCUAAUAGCGAAAUGGGCUCCUCCGUUUCAAAGAAGCCUCUUUUCUUCAAUAAUUUAUGCGGGAUCGACAGCUGGACUAGUUGUGUCGAUGCCAAUCGCUGGUAUUUUGGCACAAUCUUCUUUUCUCGGCGGUUGGCCGUCUAUAUUCUAUGUUUUCGGUGCCGCUGGCAUCGUAUGGUUUGCGUUUUGGGCAUUUUUGGUGUACGAAGAUCCCGAUUCUCAUCCGUGGAUUUCAGUUGCGGAAAAAACGUUAAUCAAGCGUUCCCUUGGUCGACAAGUACAUCAUGGUUCGAAAGUGAACGUUCCGUAUCGAAGAAUCCUCACGUCUCCUCCAUUUUGGGCAAUUCUAAUUGCUCACUGCGGGCAAAAUUGGGGUUUCUACACACUCUUGACGCAGCUUCCGUCUUACGUGAAAAAUGUACUGGGCUUCGAUGUACAGCAGAGUGGAUUCAUAUCCUCUUUGCCUUACCUAUGCUUGUAUGUGGUGUCAAUAUUUGGAGGCUUGGCUGCAGACGCCAUUCGUGCAAAAGGUCUUUUGAGUACAACGGCGACAAGAAAACUGUACACCGCUUUAGCUUUUGGCAUUGCAGGAAUUUGUUUGCUGACAGUAUCCGCUCUUGGAUGCAAUAUUCCCGGUGUUAUUGCUGUAAUUUCUUUGGCUGGAGCUGCGGAUGGACUCGCGUCACCGGGUUUCAAUGUCAAUCAUAUUGACAUAGCGCCGAAUUAUGCUGGAGUUUUGCUGGGCUUCACCAACUGUGCAGCCACAAUUCCUGGUAUCGUAGCACCUUAUGUUACCGGAUUAAUCAUUAAUGAGGAUCAAAGUAUUCAGAAGUGGAAAAUCGUCUUCAUGAUUUCUGCUUUCGUCUUCAUGUUUGCUGCCGCGGUGUACGCAAUUUUCGGGUCCGGAGAAGAACAGGAAUGGAACAGACAGCGCACCAAUGUUUCAGAAGAAAGCCCAAGAAAAAAGGACGAUACCCACGAUUCCUUAUUUGAGAAUCCUUCAGAAGAAGACAGGUGAAAAGGACAUUUGCAAGGGUGUGACUAUUUGAAAAGUUUUAAUUAAGAAGUCCGAUGUUUUGAAUCGAAGAAACUUCGAUCUCAAUAGCCGAGGUUGAAUAGUCAUGCUUUUUAAUAUUGUUGGCUUACCCAUCGCCUUGAAAACUUUGUUGAAGGAAUUUUGAUUAAUUGUGAUUUGGAAAAUUGGAAAAGGAGAGAAUUUUAUUUGAUGCUUCCUUUGCCGCGAGAGACAAGUUUAUAUGGCUGCGUUCUUUGUGAUUUAUGAUUACCGUCGUUCAAUGAAAUACAAUUGUGCUUUUCUUUGAA
Molecule: messenger RNA, 2013 nt
Organism: Notodromas monacha
Lineage: Eukaryota; Metazoa; Arthropoda; Ostracoda; Podocopida; Cyprididae
Source: the annotation of a GenBank genome assembly